Cydia amplana is the source of this 1242-nucleotide messenger RNA. Its product is annotated as lipase 1-like. The record is from RefSeq and is a predicted model, not a curated record. Bases 34 to 1242 code for a protein of 402 amino acids. Gene Ontology annotation, biological process: lipid metabolic process. Lineage: Eukaryota; Metazoa; Arthropoda; Insecta; Lepidoptera; Tortricidae. The transcript has a single exon. Gene Ontology annotation, molecular function: hydrolase activity, acting on ester bonds.
AAUUCGACUGGCUCGAUCGUCGCAGUCCCGACAAUGUGCCCGCUAAGGCCCGACGGGUUAUUGGUGCUCUUAUUAAUAGCAUCCUUCAACUCCGGAUAUCGAGUGACCAAUUCAAAUAAACUCAAUUUAAAUUUAAAUUUCACGGAAACUGCGACUGCAUACGGAUAUGAGUCUGAAGAGCAUACAGUGGCUACUGAAGAUGGUUACUUGCUGAAGCUUUUUCGGAUAACGAAAGGUGCGAAAUGUAUGGAGCCGAGGCGGCGCACACCGGUGCUGUUGAUGCAUGGGCUGCUGCUCAGCGCCGACUGCUGGUUGGACGCCGGGCCCGACGCCGGCCUGGCCUUCCUUCUGUCGGACUCCUGCUUCGACACCUGGGUCGGCAACGUCCGAGGCACCUACUACUCCCGUGAACAUCUCCAUCUCGACCCCGGUAAAAGCCGCUUCUGGAAGUUCUCCGUCGACGAAAUUGGACUUUACGAUAUCCCUGGAAUAAUCGAGUACGUGUUAAGAACCACUGGCGUGAAGCAGCUCAACUACAUCGGAUAUUCUCAAGGAGCCGGCACUUUCUUCAUCAUGUGCUCAGAAAGGCCAGGCUAUUGUGAUAAAGCGAAGUUAAUGAUCGCUUUAGCGCCUGCUACCAGACAGUUGAACACGAAAUCUGUAGUGUUCAGAACGGUACCGCUAAUUAUUCAGGGCCAAAAACAUUUCUUGCAAUCACUCGGCAUUUGGGAGUUGUUCGCGAGAAGAUUGCCGACGUAUGAAUUUCUCAGUAAUAUAUGUCAAAACGAUCAAGCCUCCAGCUUCUGUGAGUGGGUUUUGGGGAUAUUAGACGCACCUCAUUCACGGUCUAUCUCGAGGAACACUUUAAAAACUUUGUACAAACAUGUGUUAGCGGGUACUUCCACACAGAACAUGGCGCGUUACGGCCAAAGUAUUUUGGAUCCGACAUUUACUAAAUACAAUUAUGGAAGAGAGAAAAACAGAAAACUGUACGGAAGUGAUCGCCCCCCUGAAUAUGAUUUGAGAGCCGUGAGUGUCCCGGUGGUGUUGAUUUACGGUAGAAACGAUGGAAUAGUGGACGUGAAGGAUGUGCAGUGGUUGACGAGUAAGCUACCGAACGUUAUAGAGUCGAUCCCGGUGAAAGACAACUAUUGGACUCACCUAGACAUGGCCUAUAGUCAAAAUACGAAUGUUAUGAUAUUUCAGGAUAUCCGUAAAUAUUUAUUGCAAUAUGAUGUCUAA